Cinara cedri is the source of this 1119-nucleotide messenger RNA. NCBI's taxonomy places the organism in Eukaryota, Metazoa, Arthropoda, Insecta, Hemiptera, Aphididae. The record is from the annotation of a GenBank genome assembly.
AUGGAUCCCAUCAACUCAAUUUUUACUCCGAUAGCAGAAACCGUAUCGAAUUUAGAUCAAAAACAAAUAGAAACAGAACUUAUAAAGAGAGGGCUUAUUACUUCAGGAACGCUAUCCGAAUUAAGGACUAGACUCUUACAAUAUCUCAUGGGUGAAUCUAUACCCACUGAUUUUACGAAAUAUAAAACACCUACUUCCAACCAAGCGAAUGACAACGAAAAAACCACAAAAAUUACUAGCAAAAAACCAUAUUUUAAACCUGGAACAUUCUCGGGACUAAAUUGGGAAAAUUUUGACUCUUUCAUCAAUAAAUAUAAUAUGUCCGCAUCAAUUAAUGACUGGUCUGACGAAGACAAAAUUCGAUAUUUCCCGGGUUUUCUAGAGGGUACCGCAUUAAAAACAUAUGAAAAUAUACCAGAUAACAGUAAUAUAAAAACUAAAUGGUCAAAUUUAGAAAAACAUUUUCGAAUACAAAUCGAAUCUACCGCCCAAAUUGACAUUCUUCGUUCUCAAUUAGAAAAACGUAAACAACUAGAUGACGAACAACCCAUGGUAUAUAUAACUGUUAUAGAAUCUCUAUGCAGACGUAUCGACCCUUUAAUGAUCCAACAGGAAAUAAUACGCAAUAUCAUGAAGGACCUUAAAUCAGAUAUUAUUAGAUAUGUAGGUUUUAUGGACAACAAUACUGUAGAAAAUCUUAAACAAAAUAUUCAAAAAUUUGAAAAAAUUGAAUUUAUGGCGAGUGGUAGUCUAUACAAUCAAUCACCAUUAAAAAAUAAGGAAUCAACUAUGACCGAAAAUAUUAAUAAAAUCACAAGUCAAUUUAACGAUAAAUUUAAUACUCUUAGCGAACAGUUGAAAACACAAAACACUCAAUAUUUCAGAGAUAAUAAUUAUACUCCGCGCUACAAUUCUUCUAAAGGACAAAAAACAUUUGGAAAAAAUAAUAAUUUCGAAUCCCAAAUACCCCGUACUCAAUGCAAUAACUGUAAAAUAUACAAUCACACUAGUGAAAAUUGUCGUUUUCCCAUAAAUCCGCCGACAUGUCAACUUUGUAAUAGAAUAAGUCACAUUGCUUGCGAAUGCCGACAAUAUUUUAAUCAGUCAAAAAACGAAUAA